AUGGCACCAAUUUCAAUACGAAAGCAAUUACAAGUUGAUGUGGAACUUCGAUCGGUGCUAGCCUUCUUCUUUGCAUCCUUCGUUCUUGUAUUCGCCUUCUCGCUAUUCUCGAUGUUGAUCGCUGCGCUUCUCCUCGUCUGCAUUCCGCCUUCGUCAUACUUUAUUAGCAAACAUCGAAAUCAGAAGUUUCAGAGUACGACGCAAGCAUCAAUCCUCGGCGUGGUGUUCGGUUUCGCGUUGAGUUAUUCGAUAUUCUAUAACAAUUACAAAUCGUCGUGUUUAUCUCGCUAUUUCGCCAUUUUGGCGAUAUUCCAUUUCACUGAAUAUGUGUUCACCGCGUUCUCGAAUCGUCGAUCCCUUCAGCCGGAUUCGUUCCUUCUCAAUCAUUCGGUUGGAUAUUGGAUGGCGGCUUCGACGAGUUGGAUCGAAUUCCUCAUCGAGCUCUACAUAUUCCCAUUCAUGAAAUCGCAUUCGCUUAGUAUGCUAGGAGUGCUUUGCUGCAUUAUUGGAGAAGUCAUCCGAAAGACGGCGAUGAUGCACGCUGGAAGCGGAUUCACGCAUAAACUGGCGAUGGCGAAACGAUCCGAUCAUGUUCUGGUGACCGAAGGCAUCUAUGCAUGGAUGAGACAUCCUGGAUAUUGCGGAUGGUUCAUUUGGGCGGUCUCGACGCAAUUGAUUCUGUGCAAUCCAAUUUGCACAUUUAUUUAUACCUAUGUCACAUGGCACUUUUUCUCUCAGCGAAUUUACGAUGAAGAAAGGGACCUCAUCAAAUUCUUUGGCUCCAAUUAUAUUGCAUAUCAGAAUCAAGUGAUGUGCGGUGUUCCGUUUGUAACCGGCUACAAAAUGCCGCAACAUGGUUAA
This is a messenger RNA of Caenorhabditis bovis, 861 nucleotides long. NCBI's taxonomy places the organism in Eukaryota, Metazoa, Nematoda, Chromadorea, Rhabditida, Rhabditidae. The record is from the annotation of a GenBank genome assembly.